AUGGAGCCAACUGCCACGACUUUGUCCAAGGACGAAGUAGCUCUGCGAUUCCAAGAUAACUGGAGAGCUAAUAAUCCAGAAGAUGCCGUUUCCGAAGGAACCUCCCCUCACGUGGACGAUGGAUUAACCAGUUUAAACUGGUUACAGAAUCUUAAUAUUAUGACCAAACUCGGAGCUCCUACUCCCCCGACACCUCCCGCCAGUCCCAUUCCUCACUUUAUCACUAAGGGAAGUGAGAAGCCAGGUUAUGACGAAAACAACUGGAUAGCCGAUAAAGUUGGCGAAGAAAUUGAUUACAAGUCGAACGGAUCUCUGAAGCCUCCGUUUUCUUAUGCAACCCUUAUAUGUAUGGCGAUGAAGGCCAAUAAAAACAAGAUGACUCUGUCUUCAAUUUACAAGUGGAUAAGAGAUAACUUCCUGUAUUACAAAAACGCCGAUCCCAGCUGGCAG
Molecule: messenger RNA, 450 nt
Organism: Limulus polyphemus (Atlantic horseshoe crab)
Lineage: Eukaryota; Metazoa; Arthropoda; Merostomata; Xiphosura; Limulidae
Product: forkhead box protein J1-B-like
Exons: 1
Biological process (GO): regulation of DNA-templated transcription
Molecular function (GO): DNA-binding transcription factor activity; sequence-specific DNA binding
Source: RefSeq, a predicted model, not a curated record